Molecule: messenger RNA, 678 nt
Organism: Cydia fagiglandana
Lineage: Eukaryota; Metazoa; Arthropoda; Insecta; Lepidoptera; Tortricidae
Exons: 1
Coding region: 1-678 (225 amino acids)
Molecular function (GO): nucleic acid binding
Source: RefSeq, a predicted model, not a curated record
AUGUCAUCAAGCACAGAGUGCCUCAAAAAACGUUUAGAACAUUUCCUUUUCGCUUAUCGCAUCACACCCCAUAGCACCACUGGCAAAUCCCCGGGCCAGCUAAUGUUUGGAAGACAACUACAUUGUGUGCUUGACAAUGCCCGACCAAGUGCUAGACGUUCAUUACAAUACAAACAGAUACAAGCAAAUGUUAACUCCGACGGCCAGACUCCAAACUAUAGACCAGGUGAUGCUGUAUAUGUGCGAAGCAGGGAGCAGCCGCGGUGGGAGCCUGCCACAGUAUCUCGACGCACGCAUCGAUACUCCUAUGUCAUUAACACUCCAGUCGGGGUGGAGAGGAGGUAUCACGCAGAUCAUAUACGACCCCGUCUGCCUGAUCUAGAAGAAAGCCCUGCAGAGCAAACUUCUCAAUCAUCUAUGGUCCCAGUUGCCUCAUCGACGCCAGUACUGGGAACCAAUAGAUCCGCAAUGCCUUGCUCAGGGUCAAGAGCUGGAGUGGAACUGGACCCAGAAGUUACUUCAGCUGGCUCACCUCAGAAUGAGGCUCCAGAAGUUACUCCAGCUGGCUCACCUCAGAAUGAGGCUAGCGAGGCCACAGCAGCCACACCGAUGGCACCGCGUCGAAGCAAGCGUGCCAUUAAACCACCUCGUCGGCUAAUUGAUGAGAUGGACAUGUAA